Molecule: messenger RNA, 1714 nt
Organism: Tachysurus fulvidraco (yellow catfish)
Lineage: Eukaryota; Metazoa; Chordata; Actinopteri; Siluriformes; Bagridae
Product: centromere protein P
Exons: 9
Coding region: 159-1019 (286 amino acids)
Biological process (GO): CENP-A containing chromatin assembly
Cellular component (GO): chromosome, centromeric region; nucleus
Source: RefSeq, a predicted model, not a curated record
GCAGGAUACCCGGAACGUAAUCUUAAAGUCCUUGACGCCAUAUUUAGUGCACUUUGUAUUAAAAAUAGAGCAAUUUGAGACAUAACCCAAGUCAGUGCUACAUAAUCAGGCACGAAGAGGCGUUCAGUUACUAAAGUAACUUGCUCUUGAAAAAACAAAUGGAAAACAUGGAGCAGAAAUAUGAAGAAGAAAUUCAACUACUCCAACAAGAGAUAGAGACGUGUGAAGCCGAGCAGAAAGAGUGUUUACGAGCUAUUUCGAGACAACAUGGAGAAACAGUGCAAAAUAUCUUAAAGACGAUCUCCAUCCAAAAAGACAGAGAAGAUGGUGGGAUAAAUAAAGAGCUUUCGAAGCUCGUGUCUGAAAUCAGUGAAAUGGAGAAGGACCUCCAAAGGCAGACAGACAUCAGUGGGAUAUCUCUCUCAGAGUGUUGGGUCAAGACACUGGAGAAAAGCAGUACAAAAACUGUACAGCAGUACAGACUUGCGGGUCUCUGUUGGCUUCUUUCAUUCCAAGUUGAGUUUGCAGUGACUGAGAUUCAGGACGGUGACACCAUCCUGAAAAAAGUGACUGACCUCAACAUUAUAUCAGAUGGAGCAGAGUUUAAAGACCUGUGUGGCUUUCAGUCAAGAGUAGAGGAGUCAAAGUGCGUUUUCCUGUUCUUCAGAACCCUGAGGGCAUUUUCAGAGAGAUGUAAGCAAAGAACCUGUGCAUUCCAACACUUUAAGGAGAAAUACCCAGAUUUGGUUCAACUUCCUGAGGGCUGCAGAUCUGAGAUCAUGUUGAUCCAGAAUCCACAACUUCCUGGGUGUACAAUGAGCAUUUUCUGGAACAUUACCGUCAGUACAGAAGGAGUAGUCAAGCCGAAGAUUGACCUACUGAUGAAAAUACCUGAGCAGGCUCAAAAACUGGAUACGGAAAGCGUGGUGGAGUCGGCACCGGAACGCUUUCGGAGUCUCCUGGCGGUGUUGGGAGUGGAAGCUACAAUCGAAAGUUUAAUACAAUCCGUCUCUUUUUAAACAAAUCAGACAACACAAGAAACUGUUAAAGCAAAUGUAGGUUUGCUUUAGAAUUUUAUUCAGUAUAAACACCACCGUAUUGUCUAUUAAGAAAUGUAUUAAUGCUAUCUGUACACAAUCCGUCACCACAUGUACACGUGUGCACAUAGCGUAUGUAAAUAUACAUCAUUAGACAAUAGCUAGAAAAAUAAAUAAUUUAAAUAGAAAAAAUGUGACCGCAAAAUCCACUUUGUCUUUCGAAAUAGUGAAUAUUUUAGUCCUUACUUUAUCAGUAAUCACAGUGAUUGUGAUUUCUUGAGAGGAUUAAUAGUAACCUGGGUUUCAGUUUAGCAAGUACACAUCCUUUAGUUUCUUGUAGUGAGUCAGUCAACGUUUUGCUCCCUGCAAGUCAACCUUUAGAUUUUGCUCGACUUCAGAUUUGGCCUUCGCCGUACCCAAAGGCACUGCCAAUCAAAAGCUUUCACACUGUAAUUAACCCAUCUAAAUGGUCCAUCUGAAAUACUGUCAAAUUAACUCUGUUUAAUUAAGGAACACAGAUAUGUGAAUUAAAGUUACAGGCCAAAAUCUCUUCUACAUCUACAUGUACUUUUGCUGAUCGAUGUUUAUCUUCUACACUAAAGAUUUACAUCUUUAGAACAUCUGUGUCACUCAGUGAUUCAACUGUAAUAAAACAAACUCCAAGAGUUCAAACUUUU